ACUGAGGGACACAGAAUUGUUACUGAGGGACACAGAAUCGUUACUCAGGGACACAGAAUCGUUACUCAGGGACAAAGAAUCGUUACUCAGGGACACAGAAUUGUUACUGAGGGACACAGAAUUGUUACUGAGGGACACAGAAAUUGUUACUCAGGGACAGACACAGAAUUGUUACUCAGGAACAGACACAGAAUUGUUACUGAGGGACACAGAAUUGUUACUGAGGGACACAGAAUUGUUACUCAGGACAGACACAGAAUUGGCCGAGGAGGGCAAUGUUUAGGGGGAAACAAAACGUGGGCAGAAAGAGGGGGGGCCCGAGGCCCCACUAUCGCAGCCAGAGGCCGUGCCCCCCGGUGUCAUCCAGGGGUUUCCGUGCCUCCCCCAAACAACCCUGCCGUCAUCGUUUGGGGUUGGGCCGGUCGUCUUCCUUUUUUCCCCAGGUCCCUCUGCACCAAACCCCAAAACGGUCGGGGGGUACGUCAGACACAACCUUUUUAUUUGGGCAGGGCCCCGGGGGAGCAACCCCCACUGAAAUCACGUUUCCUCAAACCUGCCCCUGUCCUUUGGUUUUCCCCAUCACCAAGCAAAGUUUCGCAUGCUGUGGGUCAGCCCCCACUGUACAGUGGGGAAAGGGAGCUAAAAAGAGGGCGGUCAGGAACGGGGGGGAGACUCCUCCCUCUUCACACCGGGCGAAGAAAGACGGCGUAAGGGUGGCUCGGAAACCGGU
Molecule: messenger RNA, 730 nt
Organism: Staurois parvus
Lineage: Eukaryota; Metazoa; Chordata; Amphibia; Anura; Ranidae
Source: the annotation of a GenBank genome assembly